Molecule: messenger RNA, 5804 nt
Organism: Hyla sarda
Lineage: Eukaryota; Metazoa; Chordata; Amphibia; Anura; Hylidae
Exons: 4
Coding region: 189-2891 (900 amino acids)
Biological process (GO): negative regulation of transcription by RNA polymerase II
Molecular function (GO): DNA-binding transcription repressor activity, RNA polymerase II-specific
Source: RefSeq, a predicted model, not a curated record
ACACAGAGACAUAAAAACCAAGACUACAUUUUACCAAAAUGAACUUGAGUAACCAAAAUCCUUCUGGGAAAAUGUCUUGUGGACAGAUGAGACCAAGAUUGAGCUUUUUGGUAAAUUCAAUCAUUCUACUGUUUACCGAAAACAGAAUGAGGCCUACAAAGAGAAGAACACAGUACCUACAGUGACAUAUGGGGGAGGCUCCGGUAAUAUUCGAGGACGUUGCCGUCUAUUUCACGAGGGGAGAAUGGGAAAUACUGAACGAGGAGCAGAAGAUCCUGUACAAGGAGGUGAUGAACAACAACUACCAGCUGAUCCUGUCCCUCAAUUGUCCGGACAUCAUACAGAACAUAGAGCUGGGGUGUGAGCCGUACAUCCGGAGCCACCGCGACCACACAGGUUUUUGGCGAGAGAAGAGCAUGGCGGUCGGAUCCUCACUCCAGCAGAUCUCCAGAGACAUGACGGUCAGUAGAUGUGAGGCACAGGUGAAGAGGACGAGGCGCUAUCCCCGGGUGAACCCCUUCAGAUGGAUUAAAAAGGACAGAAAAAAGAAAAGCCGCCAUAGUCGUUCUUCUCACCAAAUAUCAAGGAAAUCAGAGGAGAAGAUAAUGUUGUCCUCAGAGAGGGGCGGCUCUGACCUCUCCACCUGCAUCUCCAAAGACCCUACAAGUAACACGGAUGAUGAGCCGCUCCAGGGUGGACUCUGUAAGAACAUACAGGGGCGCGAGAGCGUCAGAACAGAGGAGGAGUCCGGUCACGGGACGACAUCAGAUCAGCACCUUCCAGGAGAAGCUGUGGACUCCGGUGAGAACCAAGAGAUCAUGGAGGGCAGCGGCCUGAAAAAAGACUCCCGAGUAACCGAGGACAGAAAAAUAGAUGGACAGCCAGAAGGUACUUCUGUGCGCACCAUCAUGGAAUGUCACCACCAAGAAGACUUCACACUAGAUGGACAUUCUAAAGCCCUUCUUGUGUCUGAGGCCUCAGAUCCAGGACCCCCAAAAACUGAAAAUGUGGAGGGUGUAGGGUCUCCACCCAAAAAGAUUACAGCCUCUCACCACAAGAAAGACAGACACGUGAAGUUCAGUGAGGUGGUCACCAUGAUUCUCAUAGGGGAACGUUAUGAGGAGCGCGACAAGGAAAGACUCCUUCCUGUUUGUAAUAAUCUCAAUGAUGGAGACACCAAGAGAAAAAUGAAGACUCCCUCAGGCCAAGACCUAGUAGACAUACCAUCGCGGGGUAAGAACACUCCCCCCAAGAAUGUAGGAGGAAUAAAGCAAAAACGAAAGAGAGCGGCUUGUGAGGCCGAGGAGGCCGGAAGCUCCCGUCUAGACACAACAAAGGGGAGCAAGAAGAAGAUUGUGGAAAGAGCAGGGACAUCCCAGCAUGCCCCAUCACUGGAAUCACCAACCAAACAGAUGUUAAAGCAACAACAUGAGCUGCGUGUCAUGUGCAACCCAAUCAUGAAGAGUGAAGAUGGGAAAGUGUGCUCGGGACCACCACCUAACACCCCCCCAAAGAACCACCAGCAGAAGUUUAUUAAGUCCUAUUCCUGUGCCAACUGUGGUAAAAUCACCCACUGGUCAAAGCUUAACGUCCAACAGAAGAAGAACAUAGAGAGGUGCAUGUCUCACACAUGUAGAAUGUGCGGCCGGCGUGCGGCUCCAGCCCAGAAAGUCCCACCCCUGCCCUUCACAACAGAUGCCCAAUAUGAUGACUCCUCCCAGCCAGACAAUCAGAGGAUUCCAGCCUAUUCCUCUAAUCGGACAGGGAGUCCACAAAUCUUAUCAGCUGAGAAGCAACAAAGACAACACAAAGUUGAGAUGAAGGACGAGUUGGUAACCGUGAAGUCAGGAAGUCUCAUUACGGUCAGUGAUCUAAGGAACAAGGGCCCAAAGUCUCAAGAUGACAACAAAUCCAGUGUAUAUAAGAAAUGUGGAAGUCCUGGAGCCACAGUGGACCCUAAACCGAAGACCCUGCAUCCUAAGCUGAAGGUCGAAGGAUCCUCAUCCACUGCUCCAGGUCUGGAGUCCAGAAAGAGCAAAGUCCUUACGAAGGUUAAGAAUGUGUCCAGAAAAUCUGGGGACAGCAAGGAGCACGAGGGCCGUGCCAAGAAUGGGACAUGUUACAUAGCGGAGCAAAGGAAAGGUCAACCAAUCGCUGACGAGCAGAAGAAACCAAGUGUUACCCAAAAGGUGCAGGAUGAUCUGAGUUCUGCAGAGAAGAAGCCGUCAGCCUACGACUCGGAGAACCUCUCAUCAGACAAACAGUGUGCCAAGUGCGGGAAAAGUCUGAAGAAGCACGUGAACCCUGAAAACCCUGGAAAGGGGGAUGAAAAUUGCGUCUUACGUCUGAAGAAGCGUAAGGGGCCGCCACGAGUGGAGGAGCCCUUCGAGUGUAAACAGUGUGGGAAAACCUUCACCCGUCACUUUACUCUGCUGCAGCACCGCAUGAUACAUACUGGGGAGCGCCCCUACUCCUGUAAAGAGUGCGGGAAAACCUUCCGAGACAAUGGCUACCUAAAGGUCCACAUGAGGUCACACACUAAGGAGAAGCCCUACACCUGCUCAGAAUGUGGAAAGCGCUUUGGCCAGAACUCAGCAAUGGUCGCGCACUUGAGGAUUCACACAGACGAGAGGCCAUUCAAGUGCAAUGAAUGCGGGAAGAGAUUCAGCGAUCGCUCCACCUUCCGCCACCAUCAGAUGAUUCACACCGGGGAGAAACCGUUCACGUGUUCGUUCUGUGGAAAGAAGUUCACCCAGCAGGCGCACGUGAAGCGCCACGAGAAGAUGCACACCGGCGAAAGGCCCUUCGGGUGCACCAAGUGUGAGAAGAGGUUUGUGGACCGCACAAAGCUGAGGAAACAUGAGCUCACUCACACUCGAGUGAAGGACUAAGGGUCCCUCAGAUCUUCUGCUCCAGGACUGGAGGACUUUCCAUGAUGGGCCCUGUCCUGUGUUCUCACACAGAUCAUGCUUCAGAGCAUUUCAUGGAUAUCUUUAUUUUUCUACUUAUUUAUAGAACUGUGAUCUGUAGAAUCUACUGGAUCAUGUGAUCACAGGCAUCGCCCUAUAACGGACCCUCUUCUGUCCAGUGUUAUCCCAAUCAGCAGAUCCCAGACACUUAUCCACAAUGGUUUGAGUCUCCACAGGGUUUGAUGAAGGGUCCGUAAUGGGUGAGGACCCUCGUAUAUCUGUACACCGCUCCCCUCCUGUGUCUGCAUUUAUAAUGUACAUACAGCUGUAGUCCCCCCCCCCCCAAUGUGAAUUUAGUUUAUUUUCAAAUACUUCAUUAACUUUUUACAAAAAAAAUCAAACAAGAAAAAAAAACCUGAAUCGCUGAACACUAUGAAUAGAACAAGUGGCUCCUCCAACUCGAUGAGUCGUUCCCUUAAUGAGGAGCCUCUCUAGGCUGCUUUCACACCUUCAGGUUUUUAAAUACAAAGCCAGAAAUGAAUGUGAAAGAAGAGGUCUCGGUCAUCCCCUCUGUGGGGCAAAAAGAUCUCACCUAUUUGGAGGGGUAGAGGUGAGGUAGGUCUCAUUCUUUAGGUUAGGUUUAGUACCCUUCAUAAGAAGAAAGGAGAUGCAGCUAUUAGGUUAACUUUUCAGGAGGUUUCACUCCAACUAGGUGUCUUAGAACAUGACUGGGAAUGUAUACCAAUCCAGAGAUCUCUUCAGAAGAAAAGGAAACCAAUCUGCAGACAGUUGUUUUGGGGUUUUGACCUUUGUCAAUACAGAGCAGGGGGCUGGUUAGUGAGAGUUUUAUCAUUGUGGGACUAAAGGAGUAGCAUUUCUCCUUAAGUAAAGUGUCAUAAAGAGGUGGGGAGACUUGUAGGCCAUUGAUGCUCCUCUGGGAAGGAGAUGCAGAGCAGCUCUCACGUUACAUUUUCAGGCAGUGUUCCCUUCAAGUCAAUGUUUCCAACUAGGAGUCUUAGAACAUGACUUGAAGAGUAUGCCAGAGUCUGUCAGAGAUCUCUCCAGAAGGAAAGAAAACCCAUUUGCAGGAGUGAAACACUGAGGGGAACAGGUGCUGUGAGCUGCUAUGUAUAUCACUUUUCCCAGAAUUCCAAUUGAAGCAUCAGUGGCUGAUAAGUCUCCACACGUCUGUAUGACCCUCACCUUAAGGAGAAACAUGACCCCUAUAGUGUAUCAAUACCAUCAUGAGAUGGACAGGUGAACAUCAGGGCUUUACUGUCCAAGCGUAUUCUAUACCAGAUAGGAAAAAGGUUUUGCAAUGGAUUUUUAAUCUUCUGGGACCUGGAUCAAGCCCGAGAAGAAAAGAGUCACCUGGGUCUGGAACGAGAAUAAGAGUCACAUGGGUGCGGACUAAGAAGAAAAGAGAGUCACCUGGCAGAUGUAGAGCUGCUAGAAUGCCAAAUGCAGAAAAGCCUUGAUUGUGCGAGCGCCAGGGUCUUCUGCUCGUAGACAUUUCAUGGCACUGGAGUGUCAGGUCGGAAGAUCAGGAGUAUUCUGCCACUUUCCAGCUGCAUCCUUACAUAAUGACAUCGGUGUUCCUGUCAUCAACUUUUUAGGGAGCACUGCCCUGUGUACAUGAAGCGCAUGACUAUUUCUGCCCAUUAUAUGACUUGUAUAUAGUAUCUUUUAGUAAAUGUCUGCUCUGCAGGAUUUAUCCCUAGUUUGACGUUCUCCCAGAGCUGGUGAGCUCCCCCCCCCCUCCCUAUCUAUAGACUUAUAUUGGCUUGUCUUGCCGACACAGGACAAAGCUGAGCUGAUUUUCAUUGGAGUGAAGUCUCACAGAAGAGGUGUGAACUGACACCAGGAAUAGAAAACCAGCAAUUUUUUCCCCAAAACAGCUCCACCCCUGUCCUCAGGUUGUGUAUGGUAAUACAACUCAAGUCCAUUCACUUCAAUGAAACUGAGCUGUAAUACCACACACAGCCUGAGGACAGGGGUAUAGCUGUGUUUUGGAAGAAAUCAUUUCUCUUUUCCUAUUCCUGGAGACCUUCUUUAAGCUGAUGAGAGUUCUUCCCUCGGGGAGACCUAAAGAAGGUUCUCUGACCUGGUCCUGGACCUCUCGAGGGUUUAAAGGAUCAGACAAGAAAUGGUCGCCAUUCCUCCUGAGAUGAACCCAAUGAGAGUUUUGGAGAUGUUCUUCAGCCUUUCUCUGAUAUUUUUAAAACAAAACUUUUUAGGGGCUUUUUAGAAAUAUGCUGAUUUUCCCUGAUGGCCUCAUUCAUUAUUCAUAGACCUUCAGAAUGGGGAGAUCUUUAUACCACCCACAAGGAAAUAAUCGUCAGCCCGUAUGACCACACAGGGACAUUGGGCUGAAUCCAGAGGAGCCGCUCGUUCUGGUUGUGUUCGGUGAAUUCUGUUGUUCUGGUCUUGUCUUUAUUACAGAGUGUAUGGGGGGGGGGGGGGGAUUCCAGCUGUAUAUAUAUAUAUAUAUAUAUAUAUAUAUAUAUAUAUAGACUGAAUUAUAUAGGACCCCCCAGGAUGGGGGGUUAUUAUACUGUAUGCACGCCAUCAUCUCAUCUCUAGUGACUGUCAUGGGGGCGGCGGGGGUGAAGCGUAAUGACUAUUGGAUGCCUCCAGGUAUGAUGGGAGUUGUAGUUCCAGCUGUGGGUGGGGACUUGCCUGUCACUUACCCCAUGUGACCUAUCUCUAACCGCAUGUGACCUGAACCCAUGAUAUAUAGGAAUGAGCCCCAGCUCCAUGUAUGGCCGCUCUGAUGUCUUCAUCAAUAAAGGAUCCACCUUGUUUUGCUGCUUUAUUGUUGUGUCACCAACUUUAUCACCAGCAGUGUCCCCUCAGCUGAAGGAGACAAGGGGGAGAUGGUCCUCACCAGCGGGG